UCUGGGAAGGUUCAUGGGUACAGCUGUCCUUUAAUUGGCCAGUCGAAUAUAUAACGGUAACCACUCGUCCCCAGUGCUCCCUGCAGUGGCUUAGGUAUACCUCCGAUCGUUAUCAUUACCACGCUGGCGGCGAUAUUAUGUAGACCUGCCCUUUAUAAGAAGUUGUCAUUUAGCUGCUUCAUUCUGGAAGCAAUGGGUAGAGAUAAUGCAAGGACCCUUCUGUACAAUCGCUGCAACUCAGCUGUGAAAAGCCCGCGCCCUGCUGUCGGAGCAGUCCAGAAAUUAUUCUACUGAGUGGUCUUGUUUUCCGUGGGAUGCUUGUUGUUCACAGCUGGUCGGAAUUCUCGGGGUAUGCGGAAGAGGAAGAAUAUGGGCGCAAACCAUUCCCAUAAAACACCAGUCUUCGACGAAAACGAAGAUGUUAAUUUUGACCAUUUUCAGAUCCUUCGAGCAAUUGGGAAAGGAAGCUUUGGAAAGGUAUGCAUUGUCCAGAAGAGAGAUACAAAGAAAAUGUACGCUAUGAAAUACAUGAACAAACAAAAGUGCAUUGAGCGAGAUGAAGUUCGCAAUGUUUUCAGAGAAUUGCAGAUAAUGCAGAGACUUGAACACCCUUUCCUUGUGAACCUGUGGUACUCAUUUCAAGAUGAGGAAGAUAUGUUUAUGGUGGUAGAUCUGCUGCUGGGUGGAGAUUUACGAUAUCAUUUACAGCAAAAUGUGCACUUCAAGGAAGAAGCAGUGAAGCUGUAUGUGUGUGAACUGGCAUUAGCUCUGGAUUACCUACAAAGCUACCACAUCAUCCACAGGGAUAUCAAACCUGACAACAUUCUUCUUGAUGAACAUGGGCAUGUUCACAUCACUGAUUUCAACAUAGCAACAGUGGUGAAGGAUUCUGAGAAAGCCACAUCAAUGGCUGGGACAAAGCCUUACAUGGCUCCUGAACUUUUUCAGUCUUUUCUGGAAGGAGGCCCUGGCUACUCGUAUCCUGUGGACUGGUGGUCCUUGGGAAUAACAUCUUAUGAACUGUUGCGGGGCUGGAGACCAUACGAGAUUCACUCCAACACUCCAGUGGAAGAAAUAUUCCACAUGAUCACCAGAGAGAAAAUCCACUGCUCCUCCUCAUGGUCUAAAGGACUGGUGGCAUUAGUAAAAAAGCUUCUCAUGAAAGAGCCUGAGUAUCGCCUGUCAAGUCUCAAGGACAUUCAGAAUUCUCCAUACUUGGCUGAUGUGAAUUGGGAUGCUGUUCUGGAGAAGAAUCUCACUCCUGGUUUUAUUCCUAAUAAAAGAAGGUUGAAUUGCGAUCCAACCUUUGAACUAGAAGAAAUGAUACUGGAGUCCAAACCUCUUCACAAGAAAAAGAAAAGACUGGCUAAGAAUAAAUCUAAGGAUGUCAGUAAAGAAUCUUCCCCACUGAAUGGACAUCUUCAACAGUGCCUGGAAACAGUCCACAAUGAUUUCAUCAUAUUCAACAGGGAGAAAUUACGAAAAUCACAGGCAGAAGUUGAGCAGCCAUCCAGCAAAGAAAAUGGAAUUUGCAGUCAGACACAUGAAAAGACAGAAGAUGGUCACAACAAUAAUAUGCCUGGAUCUGUCUGCACAAGUACUCCAAGCUAGUCUACCAGAGUUAGUUUGAGCUUGCCACGAACCCUAAAGACUAUGUGUAUUAUGGUGUGCAUUAUUUUUGUGCAUGCCUUGUGGGUUAAAUAUCUUUCUCUGCAUGGGAAAGCAGCUUGGAUGAAACAGUCUAAAAGAUUGAAGUUAAUUUUCUACCCUCGUGAUAGACUAGAAAGAAUGAAAGUAUCAGUAGGACAACAGCCUUAUUUAGAACCGUAAUAACAUCGAUAUAUCUUUAAGCUGGCCUGAAGUCAAUUUAUCAUAUUCAUUCUUCUAAAGCUUGUAAGAUCUUUCAGGCAUUCCACCUAAGCCUUUGAGAAUAGCAAAAUUUUAUGGCUUCACGUUGACUUUAAAGUAUGCAUAGCAUUGAACUAUGACCACGGAAAGUUCCAGUGUGCAUCUUCCCGGAUAUUUUAACUAUUUUAUGUCUUUGGCCUGAUGGAAAUAUUUUUAGACACUUGGAUUAAAUACACAUACAGUUACAAAGUAAUUCAAUGUUUCAAUGGGAAUCUUCUUUUUGUGUGAUCAUAACAUGCUGUGUUAAUAAAAUGUUGAACAUCGAGCUAAUAUUGACCAAGUACCAUAUUCUGUGGUUCGUGAAAGAACAUGCACUUUUAGAGGACUGCUGGUAAUAAUUACUACAAGAGUAUGUUCCGUUGUAAUGUAAAUUUCAUUAUCAGUAUUAAUGUCCUAGUUAUUAUUUAGUGUUUCUGUUUUUAAAUUAAUUAACAACACUCAACUACCAUUUUCAAUAGUUUGCUUUUGUACAAAUUGAGAAGACAGUAAGUACAAUGGUAAUGUUGGGAUUGUUGACAAUAAUUCACAUUGGAUAUUGACUAUUCUUUGUCAUUUAACAAACCUGUUGUCAGAAAGCAUCAUCAAUAAGAAGAAUAGCAUUUAUACUGUAAAUGAAUAAAUCAAGUUAAUGCCAAGGUAAUUUAUUGCUCAGUUCUUUUUGCUCCCUUUGCUAUUACUUUGAUGCUUAUAACUGUCAAAUGGAAGGUUUGCUGUGCCCACUCUAUCUCCUGAAGUUCACCUUGAUUUUUGCCAUUCAUUCAGGAAGAGAUACUACCUGGCACAGGGUGCUGUCAAAGCUCAAUACAUUAUAGAUGCAACAUGAAAGAUUUAUAUAAGAUGUAAGUCUGAAUAGUGCAAAGAUCCUGCAUAUUAGUACUGCUAGCAUAUUGCAUGAA
Mobula hypostoma (lesser devil ray) is the source of this 2804-nucleotide messenger RNA. RefSeq names its product serine/threonine-protein kinase 32B-like. Bases 352 to 1611 code for a protein of 419 amino acids. Gene Ontology annotation, biological process: protein phosphorylation. Gene Ontology annotation, molecular function: protein kinase activity; ATP binding. Lineage: Eukaryota; Metazoa; Chordata; Chondrichthyes; Myliobatiformes; Myliobatidae. The record is from RefSeq and is a predicted model, not a curated record. The transcript has 12 exons.